ACCCCGGGGGACUGCUUGCAAGGUUAUACUGCCUGUGUGCACCUAGCUGUAUAUUUAGGUCUAUAUCUCUAUAUCUAUAUUUUGUACUUCCUGUAAAAAUAUAUGCUAGAUUUGGACCAUCCAAGUCUCAAGCAGGCUUAAUCCUACAAAACAUCUAAUACUCUGACCCUGAUCCUGCAGAUCACACAGGCAAAUGUAACGAGACUGUAUGCAUGGGUUGGUGCUGUCACAUGAUACGAUGGUUUGGUGGGUUUUCAGCAUUUCCGUCACUGCUAGGUGAAUGAAUUUUCUGCUUCCUGCUUCUGGUAGAAUUUGCCUGCAGGGUUUGCGGAGGUGAAGUCCGUGUGAUUAGAAGUCCAACCAGAAUAAGCUAGAUAAGUAGCAUUCUUGCACACCUCUUUAUCCUAUAAGACAGCGUCUGUGGAGGAUUAGGUAUGUAAGAUAAGCAUUAAGGCUUUAAUAGCAAACAAACUGCUUUCUUUGCCUAAUGGUACAUCUCCUGUAUCUCCAUGAUGCGGACAGUCUUCAGCCUGGUUCUCGUCAGCUCCCUUCUUAUAAUAAAAAGUGAAGCACUGCAGUGUUACACCUGCGUAGGUUCUAGCGAUGAAGACUGCAACAGACAAGGAACGCAGCAAUGUCCGGGGCACUCAGAUGCGUGCGCGGUCAUUAGAGGACAAGCAAGCGGCGUUAUGAAGUCCUGCUCCUUCAGCUCCUUCUGCGAGCGGGCAAAGAGGGACGGAUCCAGAGCACCCGGAGUGAGCGUCCAGUGCUGCUACUCCAACAACUGCAACGCAAAAAGCCUGGGCUCCAGAGUCAGCACCUCCUCGAGCUACUUCUCUCUCCUCCUCCUGUGCUUGUGCUGGCACCCCUUGCUGAAGCUGACAUGAGGGGGAAGAACAAGGUCCUGAAGCAACAAGUCUGCCUUUUUAGAGAAGGGUGAUUGUACUUUCUAAAUCAUGUUACUCCGUGUACUGUGUAGGAAAAAAGCAGUAGGCACAACUGACAGAUGAUAAGAUAAAAAUUGUCGCAUCUGUUAAUAAUGCCCUGACCUAUAUGUAAGCAACACCACCCUCUUCUCAUGUAUCCCGAGGGGCUGGCCAUGAUAAGAGGUAACAUUUUCCCACAAUAUAGGCAGUAUGCACAAAGAGGAGGAGAAACCUUAGCUGCAAAUAGCAGCCUUGUAGCAAGGUAAAGGAUCAGUGUGUUCUGGAUGCUGUUUGCUGUUGGCAUACAUUCAAAAACAAGCUAAAAUUUUCAGACACAGAGUGACUGAAAAUUCUAGCUAGCUCGUUAGUUUUUCAGAGAAAAUCUGCAAACCGACCAAAAACUGAUAACCUAAAAUAAGAAUAUUAAUACAAACUGGUAAGAGAAGGCUAUUAAGAGACAAAUGUUUGGAAACACAUUAUAUUAUGUAUAUUUCCUGGGAUGAAAGAACUUUUCCAGCCUCCUCUGAUACUUUGAGAUCUUUCCACAACACUGGAAGAAGUUAAAAAAGGAGCUUGGAAGUUGCUUUGAAGUAAGCUCCCCUCCAAAGAUUGGUUCUUUCUACUGCUACUUUUGAAAACAAGUGGUCAGUCCCUGCCUCGUAGGGAUAACUUGAGUAAUAACAUUUUUGCUUAUCCAAAUUCCUCUUGCAGUUUCAACUGUGUUCUUCACUGUCCUAAAUUUUGUUCUUUGGGAAUAAGAGUAUACAGCCCCUCCUUUCACUGACGUCAUUAGAGGGUGAGUCGAUGCGUGGUGGUUCAUAUAUCCUCUUAAUUUCACAGAGUGAAUGAAAUUACUUGGGGAUCUCUAGAGAGGUAAGGAACUAAAUUAACAUUUUUAAUGGUCCCGUUCAUUGCAGUCUUACCGAGUAAAUGAUCCAGAAUGGGCCACAUCACAGCACAUCACUGGCUCGGAGGUAGGCGUUGCUUUGAAGUGGUGACGCUCAAAUUAGGCAAGGAAAGAAGUGACAUAACACAAGGUGAUGUCAAGAAGCAGGGUGCUGGGUCUGUGAUACUGGAAAGUGGUGCUGGCAAGGCAGGGGUGAUUCACAACAGUGAAAUGUAGGCAGAUGAUCGAUCUUUGCAGAUUUUAAUGCCCAACUGUAUUGAUCUGGUCUAAUCUCCAGGACACAUCGGCUUUAAAUCCAGCUGGUGUCAUUGCAGUAGAGGCGGUCUGUCAGUGAGGAAUUAUAGCUUUAGUUGCCCAUUUGGAAAAAAGAUUUGCUUAUCAAGUUUAUGGAACUCACAAAAUACGUGUCAAAGUAGUUUUUUUAACUAGCUUUGUGUUGUGACUUUGUUUUUAAGUAUAAUUAUUCGCGAAAUCAAUUCCAGGCAGUGUGUCACAGAAUCCUGCAAAAUCUUCAAAAGUUUUCAAAAAUUUUGUCAAGGUUGCAAACCAGAGAGCUUCUUCAAGUGAAAUCACUGAAACCUCUGAGCAGAGCGUAACCCCAACCUGCCUUUUAGCUGUUGCCUGUCACGCUGGCCAAACUGUUCCCUUUCCUCUGGCUGGAUCCUGUCACCACCUUCUGUAGGUUGAGGCUUCAGACUGGGACUGUUCUUUGGGGGUUUGUUGAAGGGGCUCUCAGCUGAUGGGCUUCUGCUAUAUAAUGAGUUGCUACGCACAAGUCAGCUACAGCUGUUAAACAAAAAGAUUGCAACAACGCAAUAUCUUGGCUGAGAAUAUUAAUUUAGGCUCAAAUAUCUCAUCUGUGUAAAAAUCACUUGGUAAGUAUUUUUCAUUUCAUUCUUGGUUUGAAUCAGUUCCUUCAAUCUGUUCUGCUACACUGACUAUGUGUUGAUUGUAUCUUUAUUUUCUGAUUGUUCUGUAAUGAUAAAUUUGUAUUGGAUGUGAUCUCUGUAUAUGCUCCGUGCAUUUUCCUGAAUGAGGAAUUAAAAUAUAUGCAAUGUCUGA
Molecule: messenger RNA, 2895 nt
Organism: Anas platyrhynchos (mallard)
Lineage: Eukaryota; Metazoa; Chordata; Aves; Anseriformes; Anatidae
Source: RefSeq, a predicted model, not a curated record